CAGUGACAUCUAUUUACAUGACAACGCUCCUGGUAACAAAUAGCAAACACAAGCACUUGUUGAAAUAUCGAUGAAUUGAGCGUUUCAUGGACAGUUUCUAGGUUAUAUCAGAAAAUUAUAGCGCGUUUGAAGGCAUCUUAAGUUUCCACAAUGUCGGGGGUGGAAGAAUUAGAGCUGAAUGAUUCCCGUGUGGAUUUCAUGGCUGAUUAUGUCAUCAAAACUCUGAAGAUAAAACCUGACAGAUUCGGGAAGAUGUAUGGUGUUGAAGAUACUAGACAAAUGUACAUGGAUUUCUUUGAAAAACCUGAAUGCAUGUCUCUUGUUGUUGGUCAGCCUGCAGGAACUCUGAUUACCUCAUUUACAUGGCCAAAUAAACCAAAAGCAAAGGCUUGUUAUUUUGUCAAGACUGCUCGCGAAGCCAUCAGCAAAGACGCAAAUUUGAGAACAGCUUUGAUAUAUGGAGAUCUUUCAUACGCUCCACUUGAUCAACUGUCAGCUUUCGUGGACGAGGUCUUGGUUCCAUUAUUGUCCAAUGAUAGAAACCAUGAUCAUUGGCCACAAGUUGUUUCUGCUGACGUCACAACACACUCCCACAGACUUAAAAGUGAUGUAUACGUUGUCUCAGGACAAGCCAAAGGGAAAACCUUACUGCCACUUCCUGUUGGCGCUGAUCAAGUGGAUGCUGAAGAUGACAGAACUGACACCAUGGAUAGACAACUGAUCCAUGCUAUUGAAUCAGUGGUGAUUGAGUGGACUCAUCAGAUCAGAGAUGUACUGAAGAAAGAUUCGGCUCAGCCAUUGUUAGAAGGUCUUAAUCCUACACCUUUUGUAGAAAUUGAGUUCUGGAAAAAUAAAUCAACCAAUCUUGAAUGUAUUUAUGAGCAGCUGAGAGACCCAAAAGUAAGAAAGAUGGCUGAACUGUUAGAGAGGACACAAAGCAGUUAUUUCCCAGUUUUUAAGGAUAUUUUCAGGGAUGUAGUAGCAGCACUUGAAGAGGCCAAGGACAUAAAUAUGUACCUACGACCAGCCAGACAUCACUUUGAGGAUUAUGAGCAGUCUGAGUUUGAUGAAAGUGGUCCAUUGAUGGCCCCUAUGAUGCAUACUAUUGCUCUGAUAUGGGUCCACUCUCAGUACUACAAUACACCAGCCAGAAUUAUUGUGUUACUGCAGGAAAUGUGCAACAUGAUUAUCAAUCACGCCAGAACUUUCUUGGACCCCACAGAGCUGUUUAAAGGUGAAUUGGAAGAAACCAUAGAGAAGGUCCGAAAAUCUGUUAACGUACUCCAUGUUUACAGAGAGACAUACGAAGACCACAAAGACAAAAUGAAGUCCUACUUUGGAGAUGGAGAAGAUGCUAGAGAAUGGGAGUUUGCUCCUAAGCUUGUCUUUGCUCGAUAUGACAAGUUCACAGAAAGGGUAGAAACUAUUUUGGAAUUAAUGGAAACUGCCAUGGAGUUCCUCAAGCUUGAAAAGAUAGAACUUGGUGGAAUUAAGGGGAAGCAACUCAGUGCACAAGUUAUACAGCUGUUUGAAGAAUUCAAUGCAGUGUAUAAUACAUUUACAACAAGGACUUAUGAUCCACUUGACCCAAGUAAUCCAGAAUUUUUGGAUGACUAUGCCAGAUUUCAGGAGAAGAUAAGUGACUUUGAUAGACGUCUUGCUACUAUUAUUUGUCAAGGAUUUGAUGACUGUGCUACUACCGAGUCUGUGUUCAAGUUGUUAGAUAUUAUGGGAUCUUUGUUGGACAGAGAACUGAUCAAGAACGACUUCGAGUGCAAAUACCCAACUAUUAUUCAGAUGAUGAGUAAUGAAUUAGAUAUCGCUAAGGCCAUUUACGAUGAACAAGUGGCUCUGAAGAAAGAAAGAGGAAAGGCUAGGAUGCAUAAGAACAUGCCAAAAGUUGCUGGUGGCUUAAGAUGGGCACAUGAACUGAGGGAAAGAAUCUCUGUUCCUAUGAAAGACUUUAAGCAUAUUGAACACUCAUGUAUGCAAGGAGAAGAAGCUAAAUUAGUUUAUACAAAAUAUGAAGAAAUGUUGGAACUUCUGAAUGGUUGGAAUGGUGAGGUAUACAGUGAAUGGACUGCUGGUGUAACUGAAGCGUGUUCAUUUAACAUGAGUCAGCCAUUGGUUGUCAGGAACGAGGAGACCAAACUCAUCACCGUAAACUUUGACCCUCAACUUACUGCCGUGUUACGGGAAGUCAAGUACUUAGAUGAGAACAGAGAGCAAGAAAUUCCUGAAUCUGCCAAAGGAAUGUUUGCUAAGAAUGAUACAUUGUGGCGUUUUGUUACCAACUUAGAUUUGACAGUUCAUUUGUAUAAUAAAGUUCGAAAUACUAUCCUGGAAGUUGAAUUCCCACUGGUUGAAGGACAACUACAAGAUAUUGAUGUUCAACUUGAACAGGCUGAGAAAUCUCUCAACUGGGAAAGUCAUGGUGUAUGGGAAUAUAUUCAAAAGACAAGAGAUCAAGUUAUCGAUCUGGAAUCACGUGUACAGAAGGCUAAAGAUAAUGUGGAAGAAAUUAAAAAACUUAUGUCAACCUGGAGCAAGACACCAUUGUUUGAACGAAAGGAAGAUAAACAUGAAACACUCCUCAACUUGGAUGACAGAAAAGAAAGACUCGAAAAACGUUACUCUAAUAUUAAAGAUAUUGGCAAAAAGAUACAUGAACUUUUACAGAACAACCUUGUAUUUUUCAAUGCUGAUGCUAACACAGACAUUUGGAAAGCCUAUGUUGAUUAUGUGGACGAGAUGGUAGUUGAUGGCUUCUUCAACACCAUACAUUGCAGUAUAAAAUUUGUCUUAGACAACACAGAUCCAAAGGUUGAAGUUGAUCCAAUGUUUGAAGCUCAGCUAGAACUACAGGUACCAGAGAUGGUCUUCAUUCCAUCUCUAGAUUACGGAGUUGCCGAUGGAUUUUAUGAUUUGGUUGAUGGACUCGUUGGCGAUAUUUACAAGCAAGCAUCAUUGAUUCCUCGUCUAGCUGCUCAUAGCGGACAGGAAAAUUAUCAGCCUGAUCUAGAAGAAAUGGAAGAAUUAUCUGACAUGAGAAGUGAACUUAUGGACAGAAUUAAUAAUAUAAUGAAUAAGGCUAUAGAGUAUAGGAACUCUUUUGAUAAUUAUGCUUACCUGUGGGUUGAUGAUAGGAACGAGUUCAUGAGACAGUUCUUACUGUAUAACCAUGUUCUCACACAAGAAGAGAUAGAAGCUCAUGCUGAUGACAGUGUACCGGAAAAUCCACCAACACUCAAACAAUUUAAAGAACAGAUUGACACCUAUGAGAAGAUAUAUGAGGAAGCAGAACAGAUACAGCCUACUCGAUUGUUUGAGAGCUGGUUUAGAGUCAAUUCUAAACCAUUCAAACAAGCUUUACUCAACACCAUCAAACGUUGGAGUUACAUGUUUAAACAACAUCUCAUAGAUCAUGUCACUAAUAGCUUGAAGGAGUUAACUGACUUUAUCAAGACAACUGAUGGAGGGUUAGAGAAACCAGUUGAAGAGGGUGAUUAUGAUGGUUUGGUCCAGUGUAUGGGUUAUCUACUGGCUGUUAAAGAUCGACAAGCUACUACUGAUGAGAUGUUUGAACCACUGAAACAAACCAUAGAAUUGCUGAAAACUUACGAUCAAGAAAUGCCUGAAGAAGUUCAUCUUCAGUUACAGGAAUUACCUGAGCAAUGGAAAAACACAAAGAAGAUUGCAAUAACUGUGAAACAACAAGUGGCACCACUGCAGGCUACAGAAGUGGCAAAUAUCAGACGUAAAACUGCCACAUUUGACGUCAACCAACACAAGUUCAGGGAAACGUUCCGUACCAUACCACCAUUCAGAUACAACUGUGAAAAGCCUUAUGAUAGCAUUGAUACUUACCACUUAGAAAUUGCAGAAAUGGAGAAAGAAAUGGCCAAACUUUUGGAUGCAGCCGGUUUAUUUGAGGUGAAUGUACCAGACUUCAAACAGCUGAAACAGUGUCGAAAAGAAAUCAAAUUACUAAAAACUUUAUGGGAUUAUAUUGUGAUGGUGAGGAGCAGCUUCGAGGAUUGGAAGACAACUCCGUGGAAAGAAAUCAAUGUAGAGCAGAUGGACAUGGAUUGUAAGAAGUUCGCCAAAGAUAUCCGUCAGUUAGACAAAGAAAUGAGAGCUUGGGACUCUUACACAGGAGUAGAAGACAGCGUAAAGAACAUGUUGACUUCACUCAGAGCUGUCAGUGAAUUACAGAAUGAUGCCAUUAGAGAACGUCAUUGGCAACAACUCAUGGCUGCCACUAAGGUACGUUUUGUUAUGGAUGAAAGCACUACUCUUGCUGACUUGCUCUCGUUGAAUCUUCACAAUUUUGAGGAGGAAGUGAGAACUAUUGUAGACAAAGCUGUGAAGGAAAUGAGUAUGGAGAAGGUACUUAAGGAGCUGGAUGUCACAUGGUCACAGAUGGAGUUUGAACAUGAUCCACAUCCACGAACAAAGAUUACUACGCUUAGAACAAGUGAAGAGUUGAUUGACACACUUGAGGAUAACCAGGUACAACUGCAAAAUAUGCUAUCAUCCAAAUUCAUUGCCCAUUUCCUACAAGAAGUUUCAGCUUGGCAAAAGAAACUGUCCACAGCCGAUCAAGUUAUCCAAAUAUGGAUGGAAGUUCAGAGAACUUGGUCACAUUUAGAAAGUAUUUUCAUUGGCUCAGAAGAUAUCAGAAACCAGUUGCCUGAAGAUUCCAAAAGAUUUGAUGGAAUUGACAGUGAUUUCAAGGAAUUAGUGUCUGAAGUGGAGAAGACAAAGAAUGUUGUUGAUGCUACUAACCAGCCUAACUUGUUUGACAGACUAGAGGCUCUUCAGGGGCAACUUACACUCUGUGAGAAGGCAUUGGCCGAGUAUUUAGAGACCAAGAGAUUGGCAUUCCCAAGAUUUUACUUCUGCUCUUCAGCAGAUUUGUUAGAUAUUCUGUCUAAUGGAAAUAAUCCACCAGUUGUUGCUCGUCACUUGACCAAACUCUUUGACAGCAUGGCUAACUUGAAAUUUGAGGAAGAUAGCAAAGGGAAUAAACUGAAGUCUGCCAUCGGCAUGCACAGCAAAGAUGGUGAAUAUGUUGACAUGGAAAAAGCAUGUGAUUUGAAUGGUCAGGUAGAGGUAUGGUUGAUGAGACUUCUUGAAGCCCAGUGUAGCACUGUCAGACAUCAGAUGACUGAAGCUGUUUCCUCAUAUGAAGAAAAACCAAGAGAUCAGUGGCUGUUUGACUUCCCUGCUCAAGUGGCACUGUGUGGCACACAGAUCUGGUGGACUACUGAAGUUAAUAUUGCAUUUGCUAGACUGGAGGAAGGUUAUGAAAAUGCUUUAAAAGAUUACAACAAAAAACAGGUCCAGCAAUUGAAUUCACUUAUCCAGAUGUUGAUUGGAAAGUUGAGUUCUGGUGAUCGUCAAAAGAUUAUGACCAUCUGUACUAUUGAUGUACACGCUCGUGAUGUCAUCACAAAAUUAAUCACAACGAAGGUCGACAGCUCCCAGGCCUUCAGCUGGCUUAGUCAGCUUCGUCACAGAUGGGAUGACAAUGAGAGAGAUUGUUUUGCUAACAUUUGUGAUGCUCAGUUCCGAUAUUCUCAUGAAUAUCUCGGCAACACACCACGUCUUGUCAUCACACCACUCACUGAUAGAUGUUACAUCACUCUUACCCAGUCCCUCCAUUUGAUCAUGAGUGGCGCCCCUGCUGGACCAGCUGGUACUGGUAAAACUGAGACCACCAAAGAUUUGGGACGUGCUCUUGGUGUCAUGGUAUAUGUGUUUAACUGUUCAGAACAGAUGGACUACAAGUCCAUUGGUAACAUCUACAAGGGUCUGGCCCAGUCAGGAGCAUGGGGAUGUUUUGAUGAGUUUAACCGUAUUGCGGUUGAAGUGUUGUCUGUAGUGGCCGUACAGGUCAAAUGUAUUCAGGACGCCAUUAGAGAAAAGAAAACUGAAUUCAACUUCCAGGGAGGGAUAAUCAAACUUAAAUGGACAGUUGGUCUGUUCAUCACCAUGAACCCUGGUUACGCAGGAAGGACUGAAUUACCAGAGAAUCUUAAGGCAUUAUUCAGACCUUGUGCUAUGGUUGUCCCAGAUUUUGAACUUAUUUGUGAAAUCAUGUUGGUAGCUGAAGGUUUCCUUGACGCUCGUCUCUUGGCCAGAAAGUUUAUUACCCUGUACACUUUGUGUAGAGAACUUUUGUCUAAACAGGACCAUUACGAUUGGGGUCUAAGGGCCAUCAAAUCUGUACUUGUAGUGGCUGGUUCACUGAAGAGAGGGGAUCCUGACAGACCAGAAGACCAGGUAUUGAUGAGAGCUUUGAGAGAUUUCAACAUUCCAAAGAUUGUCACUGAUGAUGUACCAAUUAUCAUGGGUCUGAUUGGUGAUCUGUUCCCAGCACUCAAUGUACCAAGGAAGAGGGAUAUGGAUUUUGAACAGAAAAUCAGACAAGCUGUCCUUGACCAGAAACUUCAGCCAGAGGAUAAUUUCAUUUUGAAGGUUGUACAGCUGCAGGAAUUAUUUGAUGUCCGUCACUCUGUCUUCUGUCUAGGGAAUGCUGGUGUUGGUAAAAGUAAAGUUUGGGGUUCCCUGAUCAGGACGUACAGAAACGCUGGCAGGAAACCACAAGCUAUUGAUCUGGAUCCCAAGGCUGUCACAAACAAUGAACUUUUUGGUAUCAUUAACCCAGCAACCAGAGAGUGGAAAGAUGGUUUGUUUUCUGUGAUUAUGAGAGAUCUUGCUAACUUGUCUACAGACAGUCCAAAGUGGAUUGUUCUUGACGGAGACAUUGAUCCUAUGUGGAUUGAAUCCCUCAACACUGUUAUGGAUGACAACAAGGUAUUGACACUUGCCAGUAACGAGAGAAUUCCACUGACUAAUAGCAUGAGACUGUUAUUUGAGAUCAGUCACUUGAGAACUGCUACCCCUGCUACUGUGUCUAGGGCUGGUAUCCUGUUCAUCAACCCUACUGAUGUGGGAUGGAAUCCAUAUGUACAGAGUUGGAUUGAUACACGAGAAGUUCAGUCAGAAAGAGCUAAUUUGACCAUCCUGUUUGACAAAUAUGUUCCAGUCUUGUUAGAUGUGCUCAGGACUAGAUUCAAGAAGAUCACACCUGUUGCUGAAGUCAGUCAUAUUCAAAUGUUGACCUUCUUACUGGAAUGUCUGCUGACAGUAGAAAACACUCCCCCUGAUUGUAAUAAAGAACUGUAUGAGUUGUACUUUGUGUUCGCCUGUGUUUGGGCAUUUGGUGCUGUUAUGUUCCAAGAUCAGUUGAUUGACUACAGAGUUGAGUUCACUAAAUGGUGGAUAACUGAAUUUAAGACUGUUAAAUUCCCAGGAGCUGGUACAGUGUUCGAUUAUUACAUAGACCCAGAAUCCAAAAAGUUUGAACCAUGGACCAAGAAAAUUGAAAAAUUUGAAUUGGACCCAGAAAUACCACUUCAGGCUGCAUUGGUACACACAGCAGAAACAACAAGAGUCAAAUUCUUUUUGGACAUGUUGGUAGAGAAGAAACGUCCAGUUAUGUUAGUGGGCAAUGCAGGUACAGGUAAAACUGUACUCAUGCAGGACAAGCUCAGGAGUAUGUCAGAAGAUUUCAUGAUUGCUAAUGUACCCUUUAACUUCUACACAACAUCACACAUGUUACAAGGUGUACUCGAGAAACCAUUAGAAAAGAAAGCUGGUAGAAACUUUGGUCCACCAGGAACUCGUCGGUUGAUCUACUUUGUUGAUGAUAUGAACAUGCCGGAGGUUGACAAGUACUUCACAGUACAACCUCAUACCUUGAUCCGACAACAUAUUGACCAUGGUCAUUGGUAUGAUAGGCAGAAAUUGUCACUGAAAGAAAUCCACAAUACUCAGUAUGUAGCCUGCAUGAAUCCAACAGCUGGUAGUUUCACUAUUGAUUCCCGACUUCAGCGGCACUUCUGUGUAUUUUCUGUCAACUUCCCAAGUUUGGAUGCUUUAACAACUAUCUAUACCAACAUCUUACAACAACAUCUUGCCAUCAACGGUUUUGCUGGUGGAGUACAGAAAUAUGCAGGAACAAUUAUACAGGGGGCAGUAACUCUCCAUACCAGAGUGACAACUACUUUCCUACCAACAGCGAUCAAGUUCCACUAUAUAUUCAAUUUGAGAGAUUUAUCAAACAUUUUCCAGGGUAUUCUGUUUGCCAUGCCGGAUGCUGCUAAAACCCAAGUAGACCUGGUCAGAUUGUGGCAACACGAGGCUGAAAGAGUGUAUAGGGACAAACUAGUCGAUGAAAAGGACUUGGAAGCUUAUGACAAACUUGUUAAAGAUGUCAUUAAAAAAUCAUUUGAAGACAUUGAGGAAGCAGCUUUGGUUAAAAAUCCUCUUAUUUAUUGUCACUUUGCUCAAGGUAUAGGAGAUCCUAAAUACUUUUUGGUGGAUGACUACGCAAGCUUAAAUAAAAUCUUGGUUGAAUCCUUGGAUAAUUACAAUGAACUAAAUGCGGCUAUGAAUCUUGUACUUUUUGCAGACGCUAUGAGCCAUAUUUGUAGAAUCAACAGGAUUUUAGAAUCACCUCGUGGUAACGCUCUAUUGAUUGGUGUAGGUGGUAGCGGUAAGCAGAGUUUAUCCCGUCUAGCAGCCUUCAUCAGCAGUUUGGAUGUGUUCCAGAUAACCCUGAGAAAAGGUUAUAGCAUUGCCGAUUUAAAACUUGAUAUUUCUGCCCUAUACUUAAAGACUGGUUUGAAGGGCAUGGGCAUGGUGUUCUUAAUGACUGAUGCCCAAGUAGCCGAUGAAAGGUUUCUGGUAUUGAUCAACGAUCUGUUAGCUUCCGGUGAAAUUCCUGAUCUUUUCCCAGAUGAUGAAGUUGAAAAUAUUAUAAAUGGUGUAAGAAAUGAAGUUAAAGGCGUGGGAUUGGAAGAUUCCCGGGAAAACUGCUGGAACUUUUUCAUUGAUAGAGUUAGAAGGAUGUUGAAGGUUGUUUUGUGCUUCUCUCCUGUCGGUUCCACUCUCCGUGUCAGAAGUCGUAAGUUCCCAGCCGUAACCAACUGUACAUGUAUUGAUUGGUUCCAUGAAUGGCCUGUUGAAGCUCUCAACUCUGUGUCAGCAAGGUUCUUAGAAGAUAUAGAAAUGUUAAAUCCUGAGAUGAGAGAAUCUAUUUCUAAGUUUAUGGGAUAUGUGCAUACAUCAGUAAAUGAAAUGUCCCAUACUUAUCUUACCAACGAACGAAGAUACAAUUACACCACACCAAAGAGCUUCUUAGAACAGAUCAAACUUUACCAGAACUUAUUGGAAAAACAAAACGUAGACUUACAAGGCAAAAUAGUCCGUCUAGAAAAUGGUCUGGAAAAAUUGAGGAGCACAGCAACACAAGUAUCUGAUCUGAAAUCUAAACUAGCUUCACAGGAAGUAGAAUUAGCCCAGAAGAACGAGGAUGCAAAUAAACUUAUUACUGUUGUUGGUGCUGAGACAGAAAAAGUAUCGAAAGAGAAAGCUAUUGCUGAUGGAGAAGAAAAGAAAGUUACGAAGAUUAACGAAGAAGUCAGUAAGAAACAGAAAGAAUGUGAGAAAGAUUUGGAGAAGGCUGAACCAGCUUUGGCAGCUGCUGUAGAAGCUUUGAAUACUUUGAACAAGACAAAUUUAACAGAAUUGAAGUCUUUUGGUUCUCCACCACCAGCUGUUAUCAAUACAUUAGGUGCUGUCAUGUGUUUACUUGCACCAGGAGGAAAAGUACCCAAAGAUAAAAGUUGGAAAGCUGCCAAGAGUUCAGUAAUGAACAAGAUUGAUCUUUUCCUGGACAAUCUAGUGAACUAUGACAAAGACAACAUCCAUGAGAACUGUCAGAAGGCAGUCCAACCUUAUCUCGCUGACCCAGAAUUCAAUCCAGAUUUUGUCAGAGGAAAGUCCUUUGCUGCUUCAGGUCUUUGUUCAUGGGUCAUAAAUAUCAUGUCCUACUUUGAAGUUUACUGUACCGUUGAACCAAAACGUAUUGCCUUAGCACAAGCUAAUGCUGAGUUACAAGCUGCAACUGAGAAAUUACGCCAAAUUAGAGCAAAAUUGGCUCAGCUGGAAGCAGAUUUGGCCAAAUUGACAGCAGAAUUUGAAAAAGCUACCAAUGAAAAAAUCAAAUGCCAACAAGAAGCAGAUAUGACUGCCAAAACUAUUGAGCUGGCCAAUAGAUUAGUUGGAGGGUUAGCAUCAGAGAAUGUUCGUUGGGCUGAGUCAAUCGGUAACUUCAAAGAACAAGAAAAAACUCUUCCUGGUGAUGUAUUACUUACUACGGCAUUUGUAUCAUAUGUGGGAUGCUUCACAAAACAGUACCGUUUAGAUCUUAUGGACGGACAUUGGGUUCCAUUCCUGAAAGGACUCAAGUUCCCAAUUCCCGUUACUGAAGGUUUAGAUCCACUCUUUUUACUAACUGAUGAUGCACAGAUAGCUUCUUGGAACAACGAAAAUCUCCCAAGUGACAGAAUGUCAUCUGAAAAUGCCACCAUUUUGACCAACUGUGAAAGAUGGCCUCUGAUGAUAGAUCCUCAGUUACAAGGUAUUAAAUGGAUCAAAACCAGACAUGGAAACGAUCUUAAAAUCGUUCGUCUUGGCCAGAAGGGUUAUCUUGAUGCCAUUGAAAAGGCUGUGGCCAAUGGGGACGUUGUUCUUAUUGAAAACAUUGGAGAAACUGUUGAUCCUGUGUUAGAUCCUUUGAUUGGGCGUAACACUAUCAAGAAAGGUCGUGCUAUAAGGAUUGGAGACAAAGAAGUAGAUUACCAUCCAGAAUUUAAAUUAAUCUUACAGACUAAAUUGGCAAACCCUCAUUACCAACCAGAAAUGCAAGCUCAAACAACUCUCAUUAACUUUACCGUCACUAGAGAUGGAUUGGAAGACCAGUUGUUGGCAGCUGUUGUCAGCAAGGAAAGACCCGAUUUAGAAAAACUUAAAGGAGAUUUGACCAGACAACAGAAUCAGUUUAAGAUCACUCUGAAAGAACUUGAAGAUUCUCUUUUAGCUCGAUUGUCUGCCGCUGAAGGCAACUUCCUGGGUGACUAUGCUCUUGUUGAAAAUCUGGAACAUACGAAGAGAACUGCAGCAGAAAUUGAAGUGAAAGCUGAACAAGCUAAGAAAACGGAAGUAGACAUUAACUUGGCAAGAGAGAAUUACCGACCUGCUGCAGCUAGGGCGUCAUUAUUGUACUUCAUAUUGAACGACUUGAACAAAAUACAUCCAAUGUACCAGUUCUCACUCAAGGCCUUCAGUAUUGUAUUUGAGAAAGCUAUAGACAGAGCUGAAGCCUCAGAAGAACUGAAAAUAAGGGUGGACAACUUGAUUGACUGUAUAACAUAUUCUGUGUUCAUGUAUACUGCUAGAGGUCUGUUUACAAGAGACAAGAUUAUAUUCACAGCACAGAUGACAUUCCAGGUUUUGUUGAUGUCUAAAGACAUAAACCCAGCAGAACUGGAUUUCCUUCUACGAUUCCCUAUCGUACAGAAUAUUACCAGUCCUGUAGAUUUCUUGAAUAAUAGCAGCUGGGGAGGAAUUAAGGCAAUGGCCAACAUGGAGGAGUUCCGUAAUUUGGAUCGUGACAUUGAAGGAUCAGCAAAGAGAUGGAAAAAGUUUGUAGAAAGUGAGGCACCUGAAAAGGAAAAAUUCCCACAAGAAUGGAAAAAUAAGUCUUCCCUGCAGAAACUUUGUAUGAUGAGAGCUCUGAGACCUGACAGAAUGACUUAUGCUAUCACUGACUUUGUAACAGAAAAGCUUGGUGUAAAAUAUACUGAAGGCAGAAGUGUGGACUUUGCCAAAUCAUUUGAAGAAUCAGGUCCAUCUUCUCCAAUAUUCUUUAUCUUGUCUCCUGGUGUCAAUCCACUGAAGGAUGUGGAAAUGCAUGGUAAAAAGAUCGGAUUUACAGACGACAACAAGAACUUCCAUAACAUUUCAUUAGGACAAGGUCAAGAAGUUGUUGCUGAACAGGCCUUAGAUAUUGCAGCCAAAGAUGGACACUGGGUCAUUUUACAGAAUGUUCAUUUAGUGCAAAAUUGGCUAUCUACACUAGAGAAGAAACUUGAAACCUACAGCGAAGAAAGCCAUGCAGAUUAUCGUGUGUUUAUAAGUGCUGAGCCAGCAGCAUCUGUUGAAUAUCAUAUCAUACCACAAGGUAUCCUAGAGGCAGCCAUUAAAAUCACCAACGAACCUCCAACUGGCAUGUUUGCUAAUCUUCAUAAAGCUUUGGACAACUUUGACCAGGACACUUUGGAAAUGUGUGCCCGAGAGAGUGAGUUCAAGAGCAUCUUGUUCUCAUUAUGUUACUUCCAUGCCGUUGUCUGUGAGAGACGUAAGUUUGGACCCCAGGGCUGGAACAGAGUAUACCCAUACAAUACUGGAGAUCUGACCAUCAGUGCUAUGGUGUUGUACAAUUACUUAGAGGCUAAUACCAAGGUUCCAUGGGAAGAUCUGAGAUACUUGUUUGGAGAGAUUAUGUACGGUGGACACAUCACAGAUGAUUGGGACAGACGUCUUUGUAAGACAUAUCUAGAAGUCUACAUGCAUCCAGAUAUGCUUGAUGGUGAAUUAUACCUAGCCCCAGGAUUCCCUAUCCCACCAAACUCUGACUACAAGGGAUACCAUGCUUUCAUUGAUGAAUGUUUACCACAAGAAAGUCCAUAUUUAUAUGGUCUCCAUCCUAACGCUGAGAUUGAGUUCUUGACCACGACAUCUGAGAACCUGUUCAGAACUGUAUUUGAGAUGCAGCCUAGAGACGCUGGAGCCUCUGCUGGUACUGGAGUUAGUAGGGAAGAAAAGAUCAAGAGUAUUUUGGAUGAGAUUGUUGAGAAACUACCUGAUGAGUUCAACAUGUUAGAGGUGAUGGCUAAAGUUCCUCUGGAAGAGAGGACACCAUAUGUUGUUGUAGCCUUCCAGGAGACGGAGAGAAUGAAUGGACUCACCUCAGAAAUAAGACGUACACUUAAAGAACUGGACCUUGGAUUAAAGGGAGAGUUGACCAUCACAGCUGAUAUGGAGAGCUUAGGAAAUUCCUUGUUCUUGGAUGUGGUUCCAGAGGGUUGGUCCAAGAAAGCCUACCCAUCCCUGCAUGGUCUUGGUACAUGGUAUGCUGACUUACUGAUUAGAAUUAAAGAACUUGAAACAUGGGUUUCAGACUUCCAACUCCCAGCGGCUGUCUGGCUUGGUGGCUUCUUCAAUCCACAGUCAUUCUUAACAGCUAUUAUGCAGCAGAUGGCUAGAAAGAAUGAGUGGCCACUGGAUCGUAUGGCGCUACAAUGUGACGUCACUAAAAAGACCAGAGAAGAUAUGGCUGGACCUCCUAGGGAAGGUGCUUAUGUCCAUGGUCUCUUCAUGGAAGGUGCCCGCUGGGAUAUGCAGACCAGUUUGAUUUCAGAGGCCCGCCUUAAAGACCUUGCUCCAGCUAUGCCUGUUAUCUUCAUUAAGGCUAUUCCUGUUGACCGCAUGGACACUAGGAAUAUUUAUGAGUGUCCUGUGUAUAAGACCAAGACAAGAGGACCAACAUUUGUCUGGACCUUUAACCUCAAGUCCAAGGAGAAGGCCAGUAAAUGGAUCCUUGGUGGAGUGGCCCUUCUGCUCCAAGUUUAAGAAAUCAGGACUACAUUUAUUCAUUCAAUGAAAUUUUUUAUCUAAAUGACUUACAAAUUUGACAUUUACAAGGUGAACUUAUGUACAUUCCAGUCUGAUAAUUGAAUUUUAUUCCAACAUUCCGGUAUUUAUAUUGAUGAAAUGAAUUUAUACCAAUUUUUUUAAUGACAAUUCCAAUUACCUAAAGCUGGGAUUUUUUUUUGGCUGAUUGUUAUAUUGGCAUAAUUCAUUACAAAUAUGAAAUAAAUAGGAUUCUUUCUUUGCUGGUAGAAUGUAAAUUAUGUAAAAUGUAAAACUAAAUUGUUUAAGACUAUUUUUUCAAACAUUUAUUUUUUAUCAUUAGAGUAAGGAUAAAAGGCCACCUACUGGCCUCUUGUAGUCAACUAAAAUAUAAUAUAGAACUUUGUUUUUUUUAAA
Messenger RNA from Mytilus trossulus (common blue mussel), 13965 nucleotides. Its product is annotated as dynein beta chain, ciliary-like. Gene Ontology annotation, biological process: microtubule-based movement. Lineage: Eukaryota; Metazoa; Mollusca; Bivalvia; Mytilida; Mytilidae. The record is from RefSeq and is a predicted model, not a curated record. The transcript has 47 exons. Gene Ontology annotation, molecular function: dynein intermediate chain binding; ATP binding; ATP hydrolysis activity. The coding region runs from base 151 to 13548 and encodes 4465 amino acids. Gene Ontology annotation, cellular component: dynein complex.